AUGGCCGACAUCGCAUAUGCGCGUCCGCUUCCGACAGUAUUGCAACCGCUGGAUAAUCGCGCGCGUCGAUCCCGCGUUGUUUCAUUUUCCUCCGUCUCCGAAACAACUCCCUCCUCAAAUCCAUCAAGUGGCGAGUCCUGGUUCCACAUCUCUGCAUCCCAGGCUUCAUCCCACUCCUCUGCCUGUUACUGUCCUCCUCUUCCGAAAGGCGCCCGUCCGGCUUCGCCUCAACCAACGCGUAUUUUCGAGCUUGACUCUCGUUCUCAUGGAACCGGCACAGAUCAGUAUCCGUCUUCUAUCAAACGCUCCGGCACAUUUUCGUCUUCUUGGAAACUGGAAUGGAGAGGAAUCUCAAAAGUCGUCAAAUGGGCCGUUAUGGGCGACAAGUCGAACGACGACGCUUCCAAGCCGGGUAGUGUGAGCCUGAGAACUAAGAGAGGGACUCGCGACGGGGACUUUAAUCUUCAUCGGCAGGAGCCCGUGUCUCAAAGAUUAGACAAGCCUUUGUCGCGCGAUCCAUAUGGGCCUGGUUUUUCUCCCUAUAUUUAUGCGUCACCGACUUCCCCGCUGUCGCCCUCAACAUCUGCUACUUGCGUGGACAGUAUCUACGAUGAAUAUCCUUCGCACUCCAACUUUGGGAAAAUUACCCAUGACUCAAAAUUUCCGUUAUCCGAAGUGCAUCUUCCGACUCAGAAACAACCCCUUAAUGAAGGUGAUUUAUUGAGAAGGAAUAGAAGUACCCAGACCUCAAGUUGCGAGUCUCACACGUGUGAAUUGAAAAACACGAAUGUGCGGCGCGCUGUAUCGGAGUUGGGACACUGUGACCCCUAUAGACCGUUAUCCACCAUGCAUGACACGUUUUACGACGUAAAUCAGUCUACUACGUCUUUGGAGAGUUCCUGCAACUGGCCGAAUCCUCAUCGUGUCGCACAUUCUGAUCUUGGGCAUUCUGACGGCUCGAGGGCAAUGCCUCCACCUGCGUUCGCUUCUGCCUUGUCAUUGUCGUACGGCAACUACGAUCGGUAUAACGUCAAAUCAGGCACAAGUCUUCGUCCCCUUUCAAAUAUGCAAUCGAUGCGAGCAGCGAUUUCCAGACCUGUAAGCACAUCCAGUAAAGGUACACCUUUGACUCCACACCGACGACCGCGAAAGCUGCAAAAGAGCCUCAGGUCUAUCCCAACUCCUGAAAAACGAGCAAAUCAGCGGACUAUGCACGUUUCGUCUGCAUCACCUGAAUCGCCGUCGCACCGGUCCGUACAUUCAGAUGCCCACUCCGCCGCUGUAACAGCACCUCUUGUGUCGACCAAGCCCCACCCUAGACCACCCCGAAAAUUGAAGAAGAAGCCUUCCCCGGCCCUGCCUCCUCUCCCCGUAGGGCCCUUUAACGGAGACGUUUCUGAUGGGCCGCCUCCGGUUCCUCCUAAAUAUCCUUCAUUUGUAAAGAAUGCACGCGAAAUGCGCCCAGUUCCUCCGUCCGAGUCUCACAGCACAGAUGUCAGCUCUGGUUCUCCUGCUCUUACUGACACUUCUGCUUCUACUUCUGCUGAGGAAGAACUAAAUUCAUCGCAAGAGACUGCGGCCACCUCUGAGGAUAGCAAGUUUAGGCCUCCAGUAAAGCGACCGUCAUUAUUGAGGACUGAGUCCAAUCGAAGGUGGACCGUUGCCGUGGCAGACGUCCCCGAUGAUUUAUUUAUUGAGGAACUCGAUCGGCUUCGUCGUAUGGGCUUGCGUGCAGGCGACAUUCACGGUUUCCACAACGUUAUGCAAACAUCUCACACUUUGCCGCCUUCGGCCGCAGCUCGUAAAGGUUCUGGGGGCGGUAAAAAUACCGAAACUCUCGAAGCCAGUCAAUUACAACGCAACAAGUCCUCCAACACUGUCCUAGUUCAGGAGAUUGGUGUGGAGGACGAGAUGGAGUGGCUUCAUGCACGUCGUGCCAUUCUGUGCUGUCGCGAGCUGGUAAGAACGGAGAGAAAUUAUCAGGAGCGUCUACAGGACCUAGCGAAUUGCAAUGUUUCCGAUGCGGUACCGGCAUUACUUUUACAAUACCUACCUGAGCUUAUCGGAGCAUCAAAACUUCUCAGUACUCACUUUAACGAGGAUUUGUCUGCGUAUGGCAUAACGAAUGCUUUCUUAUACGUGGCUGCAACACUUGAGAGUGCUCUCGUUCCUUGGUCGGGGGUCGUUGGUCAGUUCUUCGGUGGCAAUCGAACACCCCCUAGGACUGCCAAACCCAACAAGGGAGAGGUCGUACGUGAUACCGCUGAUACCGAGGAGAAAAGUGGUGUUUCCAAAGUCCGCAGCGUAUCGAUGCUCGGAGAAUCUAACCUAUUUGCAACGCGAACCACCUCUGCGCAGUUCCUUAACGGCGAGUCGAUUAUGUCAAGUUCGAGGUCUCAUUGGCUGUUUCAACCCGCAUUUUCGCAAAACCCUGCGGAAGAUGUCUACGAUAAGGACGCACUGUCCGGACUGCGGAAGAGCUUUCGUCGGAGUGUGACAAAGUCCAAAGAAGACAGGGAGAAACGACGCAGGGCGCCAUUCCGAGAACUUGCUAUUCUGCCGACGCAGCGCGCCACCAGAUAUGUUCUCCUCUUCCAAGGUAACAAGGAUUCUUCUGUUGUUUUCUUCAGCUCCACGAUGCUUAUUCAGUCUAUUUAUUUCCAGAGCUAUUGA
Messenger RNA from Fomitiporia mediterranea MF3/22, 2673 nucleotides. RefSeq lists its product as uncharacterized. The transcript has 4 exons. The record is from RefSeq and is a predicted model, not a curated record. Bases 1 to 2673 code for a protein of 890 amino acids. Lineage: Eukaryota; Fungi; Basidiomycota; Agaricomycetes; Hymenochaetales; Hymenochaetaceae.